Molecule: messenger RNA, 10825 nt
Organism: Astrephomene gubernaculifera
Lineage: Eukaryota; Viridiplantae; Chlorophyta; Chlorophyceae; Chlamydomonadales; Astrephomenaceae
Source: the annotation of a GenBank genome assembly
GGUUAAGUUACGCACCGGGACACAGACUAAUUUCAGCGCCACUGUUUAAGUUACGUGCCCUGUUUGUCACUAAUAAUAACAGCCCGACUACCAAAGACAGUGAAGCAAGCUCCUCUGAAGAAAUUUUCACGUCCGGACCUCAAAUGAAAUGGCAUUGCUACUUCAACGGCUAUUAGUACUAGUCGUUUUCUUACCGGCAUGCUUUGGCCAGAGGGAGGAAGUGCUCGUCAGUCUUGAGGUAGAACUACUGGAGGCUUUUGCAAACGCGUCCGUUGGUCGCAUCGUUGUAACGAAGAACAUCAACUUCACCGCGGCCGCAUGGGACAAGUACCCUCGGCCGCUGCCCAUCACCCGCAACGUCACCAUCAUGGGCUCGGAGCUGGGGGUGCUGCUGGACAUGGGCUGGCUGAAGAAGCGGGUGACGCUGGUUGCGGCAGUGUGGCUGGAGUUCAGGAACAUCUCCAUCACGCGCGCGCGAACACCGCAGGCGCUCACCAUGCCGGGACUGGACAUCAUCGACAUCAGCCCCGGCAGCUUCCAGUGCUUCAGCGACAUGCUGCUCAUCGCGGACGCCUGCCUGCCCAUGCCCAUCUUCCUGCGGGGAGGGGCGCAGCUGGAGAGACCGCUGGCCAUACCCAACGAAUACGGCAACUUGACGCAGUACAUCGCCGAGUGGGCCGGCGGUUGGUGUCUGCCGGGCCCCUUCGGGCAGUGUUGGGAUAAAGCAGGGUGGCUGAUCGACGUCGGGCUGGUUGCUAUGGUGUACGGUACAACCUCGAAUCCUGUCAGCAACGGCGUCGUACUGUACCGCAACUCUACCUUUGUUUGCAAGUCUAGCAUUCCCAUGGAGUGCUACGCUAACGGCCUUAACGCCGCGUGCUACCAGAACGCAAUCGACACACUCGGACUAACCUACACGGCGAGUGUGGACGUGGGGGGCGAUGCGCCAUCGCCCAGUGGUGGUGGCUCGCACCUGCGCACCAUUCUGCCAGCCAGCAUCCUAGGCAGCUUAGGGCUGCUGCUGGUGCUGGGUACCGUAAUAGUGCUGCUGGUGCUGUCUAGGAAGCGGCGCAUGCUAAGUCGCGAGGAAAGCAAGGACCCAGGUGACCCACGGGUCAUCAAACCGCCAGACAGCCUGCCCUGCGCCCAGAUUGCCACCGGCCCAGCCGCGCGGCUGGACGGAAGCAGCUCGGGCCGUACUUCAGGAGGUUGCUGUGCCGUCCAGGCAGCUGAUCCAGCAGCCGUCCGGGCCGCCGCCUGCAAGCCCCCCGCCGCCGGGCCCCCGCUGCACCUCCACCCCCACCCCCACCUGCCCCCAGGCAAAGGGGGCUGCACGAACGGUAUCACCACCACCACCACCUUCCUGAAACACUCGACCUCCUCCUGCGUCGUGUGUGACGCGGAGGUCUGUGAGGCCGACCCGCCACACCUGCAUGCAUGCGAGGGGGUUGCCGGGGCGGACGGCAGUGGCAGCGGCGGCGGCGGGUGUGCUGGCGCCGCCGCCCAUGCGGGGCUGUCCACCUCAGAGGACCUGCACACCUCCAAAACAGGAGCAGCUUCUGCUGCUAGUGCUCAUGCUGCUAGUGGUAGUGCUGGUGCUAGUGGUGGUGCUGCUGUUGCCACUGCAGCAGCAGCCAUUGGCGAGCUGCCUACCAGCCCCGUUGCUACCCCUGCUCCCACGUACCUCACCAGCACCCCCGGCGCACGCGCCCUGCGUGCCCGUGGCAGCACCAGCAGCAGGAGCACCGCGCUGGGGCUCGUCUCCCCCGCCGCCUCCUACUCGGCAGCGGGUGCGCCCCUGCCGCUGCCCCUGCCCAUGGCCCUGCAGCCGCUGGGCAGUGCCCCCGCUAGCAGUGCCUCCCUGCUGCCCGAGGGGGCCGGCAGGGGCGCCGGAGGUUGCGGGGGGGAGGCCGCUGCAGGUGCUGCUGCUGCUGCGGCUGCGUUGACGGCGGCGAUGAUGGAUUCCGUGGAUACCGUGAUUACCCGCACCACGCCGGUGGACCAGUCCAUCAACAUGCAGAUGCGGCUGGGUCACGACGUGCUGCUGGUGGAGGGGGCGGUGCGCGGCAGUGGCGGCUUCGGUACCGUGGUGGAGGGCAUCCUCACGGCGCAGCACUGCCAGCAGCAGCAGCUGCUGCUGCAGUCGGGGGACAUGGGCGGGGCUGCGGCGCCUGUGUCUGGUGAGGAGGCUGGUGGUGGCGGUGGUGGUGGUGGCGGGCGGCGUGUUGCGGUGAAGCUGCUGCGGGGGCUGGAGGCGUCCUUCGGCGACAAGGAGGUGGACUCGCUGCGCAAGGAGGUGGAGGUGCUGAGCCGCUGCAGGCACCCCCACAUCGUGCGGCUGCUGGGCGGCAACCUGACCCUGGGGCCCGACAUGUUCCUGGUGGAGGAGCUGCUGGCGGGCUCGCUGGACAGGGUCAUUCACAGCAGCGGGGGGCCAGGCGGGCAGCACGGGAGGGCAGGGGCGGCAGGAACAGCGGGAGGGGCAGCGAGUGUGGGCGGGUCGGUUGAGGCGGAGGAGCUGCCUCUGGAGCGGGUCCUCCGCAUCGGUCGCGACGUGGCUCUGGGUCUGGCCUACCUGCACCCCACCGUCGUGCACCGGGACCUCAAACCCGCCAACGUGCUGCUGGACGAGCAGGGUACUGCCAAGCUGUCGGACUUCGGUCUAGCUCGCCUCACAGCCGCCAGCCUCGCCAACACAAGUCCGGAGGUCGGAUCCGUGCCGUACAUGGCGCCAGAGUGUUUCGGCACGGGUGCUCAUGAGGUGUCCCACCGCUCCGACCUGUACGCGCUGGGGGUGCUGCUGUGGGAGAUGGUGGCGCGGGUGCGGCCCUGGAAGGGACAGCACUACAUGCAGGUUGCGCUCGCCGUGUCCAUCCGCGGCUUGCGGCUGCCCAUAUCCGCCAUUGAAGACAAGGCCCCCCGCAGCCUGUGUCAGCUCAUCGAGGAGUGCUGGCAGGAGGACCCCUACCGCCGCCCCUCAGCCCUGGACGCAGCCAAACGCCUCACCGUCAUACUACAGGAGCUGCAGCAGGGGCAGGGCCAAGGACAGCAGGGACAAGGACAGCAGGAACAGCAAAGCAGCUCCGGCUCCGCUCGUGAAGAUGGCUCCAACCGCCUCCUAGCCGGGGAGCUGCCACGAGGGGGCGACGGAGGCAGGGCGGCCGGCGGGCACCCCGCCGGCGGGCCAUCACGCCUGUCCUCCCCGCAACUCCACUCGAGCGCGUCUCGCGGGACAGCAGAUGCCACGGCGGCAGCGGCAGUGGCACCGUCGUCACUCCUGCAUCAGCGGGCCUCCGACCCGACCAUGCUCAAUGGGCCCCUCCUGAUCCGCAGCUCGGAGGUGAAGCGUGUUGGGUCCGCUACCUGUGUCCCGGUGGGGCCGCCCCUGGCAGGGGGGGAGGCAGCGGCAGCGGCGCCGAGGAUAAUGGCAGCCGCAGUGGCGGCUGCUGCUGCGCCGGCGGAGCUGCCUUCAACACCGCCGCCGCCGGCUGCUGCUGCUGCGGCGGCGGCGGCCGGCCCGGUGGCGCCCCCCCUGCAGCAGCCCGCCAUGCCGCCUAGUCCACACGUCGUGGCCCCGAGGGGAGGAGGCGGCAGCGAUGGCGGCGGCGGUGGUAGUGGCGGCGGUGUUGGUAGCCCGCAUGCGUUACGGGUGGCGUCACUGCGCCGUGUGCACCAGGACUGGGUGAGAUCUCAGCUGGAGCAGGGCGGCGCGACAUGGCUCCGACCGAACACGUCGUUGCCUAUGCAAGCAACAGCGGAUGGCAGCAGCAGCAGCAGUAGCGGCAGCAACAGCAACAGCGGUAGCGGCGGCAGCAGGGAUUGUGGGGCCCCAGGGCUGUUCAGGGUCGCAUGAAGGGGGUUUAGUGGACUAUUCGUGUGCUGUUAUGGUGGGCUCCAUUGCACCCGACGGCGGGGGCUGGGGCACUUGGCAGCAACAAUGAAGUGUGCGAGUAUGCGUGGAUUGCGAUACUGGUCAACAACCAACGAGAAACUAAGAUUUCCUUUUCCAUGUUUUCCCCGUUACAGCUUGGGUGCCUGCUUGCUUGCUCGGUGGAUCCGCGCGUCAAGUAUAUUAUUGUGAUGUCGAACAUUAUGCAGGGGAGGGGGGGGGGCUGGUGAUGGUGGCAGAUAACGUUCGGACCGGGACUGCGUCCAACACGGAUGGUGGGAUGUGAAGUUCCCGUCCAGGCACAUGCUGCAACUGAGACGGGAGCCGCUGGGUUAGCGAAGGGCUCGGCUCAUAUGCAAUGCACAUGCAAACAAAGAUUGGACGAGCGUCCGUUGAAGAUUGAGGGAAGGAGGAGCUGGCCACGCAUGGUUAGGAUAGCGGCAUCAUCGUCGGAAGAACCGUUCUGUACAUCGUGGGAUUGCAGUGUGCAUGUGAGCGACCGGGCUUGCAUGCCAGGAAGGCGAAUAAUGUGGACCCAGUAAGGGGUCGUUCCUUGGUCGCAGGCGAAUUGCAUGCUGCGUUCCUUCAAGCUGUGCCGUGCAAGGCGCGGUGCAGUGCAUUGCUCGUUGCAGGCAUGUUGUGAGGCAUCGCGUGUGCACCUGUUUGCACAUCCUAGGUUUGUUUCCAAUUUCUGUCAAGAGAAUGUCACCAUGAUCCCUUCAUGAGGCCUGUCUUGGGCCUUUUGUUAAGGUCUUCGUUCGGGUGUCGCAAUCGGUGCAUGGGCAGGCCGAAGUCGGAGGCUUGGGUUCCCAGGGAGGUGGCGGUGGAGAGCGCGCCUGCAUGUGGUGCUUUGGUGUCGUAGUAACCCCGCCGCUAGCUUAGCUUCCCUUACGUCUGCAUCAUUUGCAGUGUUUAAGAGACCACAUGUGCGCAUGUGUCCUAGGCAUGGUCACAUCACGUCUCUAGCUGCAAGGACGACGGCACUGGAGAGGCAGCAUCGCAUUGCGGACGCGAAUGAGGCUUGUGCCGUGUUUUUGGUUUGGUUGUUUGUGUGUCAGCGGGUUCGGUCGACACCCGCCCAGCGUUUGAACCUCGACCGUGUAGUGUGUGGUUGUUACCGUGUGUGCUCGUAUGGCACCCAACAAGGCGCACGAUUUGUGCCUAACCUUGGAACCUGUGUUAUAGGAGAGGGAGACAUGGAGACCCUGACGACACUGGCAGAUAGAAGGACAGAUGCUUCCUUCCCGGGUGGGCAGCUGGGGGCCCCAGAGGCGGAGGGGUGGAGGCACCGCUUGUUCGCGCGGUGUAGGUUGCGGGUCGCCUCGUUGUGUUGCUGCGAGGUGUACUUGCAAAUGAUGAUGGUGGCAGUGGGCACUGGGUCGCUGUUCGUGUUUGUACUGGCCGCGAGGAGGAAGUAAGAACAUACCGUGAUUGGGCGUGUGUUAAGAAAACUGGCCGCGAGUAGGAACGUACUGUGAUUGGGCGUGUGUAUACGGGCGGACGUGUGCUUCGCAAUCUAGAAGCUGAUCCGUUCCUGCGUGUGUUUGGACGUGUGGUUCGGCGACCGGGCAGAUUAUAUGGACAGAGGUGCCAUGGGGGGGGGCCAAUCUUCAUUGAACUCUAGUGCGUUGUGUACGUUUGCCUUGCCUAUCUUUCGACCGUUGGUUGUUUUCCAAUUGGUAGUUGCGUUGGGUGGCCUGCUACUUCCUCCGGGUGAGAGCGCUAAGGACUCGUACCCAUACCUGUAGCUGCGAGGGCGAACCUUUUCACUGGCGCCGUCCUUGUCUAAAGACAUCGGCGAUAAUUGGGCUGUUGGGGCUCCAUCACUGACAAGCUCGGUAUGUGUGUAUGUUGGGGAUUACUUGUGGGGCAGUCCAGGGGUUACCUACUAUCGCUCCAUCUCGACGGCGCCAAGCGCCCUCUUUCGAAGGGUAUCAAAUAUGCAUGUGGAAAUAAUAUAGUUACCGUGAAUUUAACGGAAAGAGGUUUUCCACAUUUGUCCGGAGGCGGGUGCUGCGGCUGCUGCUCUCCAAGUGCAUGUGACCCCUGUGUGGUUGGGGGGCCUCCUGUGUGCCUUGGAGUUGGCAGUGGAGUAAUAACACCAAUCAUCAGAGUAUCUGUUGGAGGUGUGUGCUAAGCAAUUGAGGUGUGUACUAAGCAAUUGAGGUGUGUUAAGAAAACUGGCCGCGAAUCGGAACUUGUGUGUGUUAAGAAAGCUGGCCGCGAGUCGGAACGUACUGUCACGUGUCACGUGGCAUUAAUUGUUGCGAGGGGGUGCUUUAGCUGGCCCUUAGCUGCUUGGGGUCCCGUCCAGUAAUCCACACCCCGUUGUUAUAGGUCUCAGUGCUUUGUUCGUGCUGUGCGGCUGUGACGACGACUGUGGAUGCAAGGCCGAAUUGGGCAUGCAGUACUACCUUGUUCGUGGGAGCUGCUUUGGCAUGGGGGUCGCAUCGACACACGGAAAGCAGGGAAUGGCAGGGCCCUAUGUAUGCCUGUUCAGUCGAAAUGAAGGUGUUACCGGUAAUGGACUUGCGGCAAUGGUUUCGAACGAAGGUCAGUGACGAUGGAAGCGGGGUCGCUGACAAGCGGGGUCGCGGGGCUUACGCUGUGGAAUCGUCCAUGUACGGGCGCUGUUGGGCAGUCGAAUGGUGAGCUCCCAGGUCACGUGUUGCCGCAUGGAUGCAACCUCGUUUUGCGCUUACCGUAUGUGGGGGGGGGAGGGGCGCGUGGAGCUGUGGUUGCGGUCAUGCGGAUGUGUCCUGCUAACUGUGGUGACCACACCGGGUCCCAGCGUUGAUGGAAGGUGAUGGAGAUGGCUGGCACUUGGACAGUCCAGAGCGUGUAGCUGUUAUGUUGGCCAUGCCGCCGCCAAGGCUCUGGCAUGGCAGCGGCAUCGCAAUCAUCCACGACACUGUUGUCGCAGGCUGUUCGUAAGCUUCGCUAUGCUUGCUUGCUCCCAGGCGCCGCGGAAGCGCGGAUCCUUGAGCCAGGGGUGGUGCAUACGUGCAGAUUAACAGGGCAUUUGCACCAAACAACAACGCGGUACGAAAACGCUCCGAACUUGUGGCUGACUAAUGGGAUUGGGCCGUGCACACGGUUAGGACUUCGGAGCGUGUUUGAGUACCACGCAGCCGGACAAUGGCGAACUGUUAACCUACAUAGUAAACGGUAGUUGCUUCCACAUCCUGCCCAAUGCCAUGGCGCAGCCCUCCACCUCAAAGCGAACAGUCGGUAGCUGGGAAAUCCAAGAAGUUAUUGGCUCAGGGUCUUUUGCGAUAGUAUGGAAGGCGCGCCAUGUCGUCACCGGCACACUCGCUGCUGUGAAGGAAAUUCUUGCGGACCGUCUAAACAAGAAGCUCCACGAGUCGCUGGAGUCGGAAAUUCAGGUCUUGCAGCGUCUCAAGCAUGCCAACAUUGUGGGCUUGUUAGACCUCCACAAGGAGCCGGGCAAGAUAUUCCUUGUCCUAGAAUACUGCGGAGGCGGCGACCUGGCGCACCACCUCCGCCAGCGCGGCCCGCUCCCCGAGGCCUCCUGCCGCUACCUGCUUCGUCAGCUGGCUGAGGGUCUCAAGGUGCUACGGCAACACAACAUCAUACAUCGCGACCUGAAACCGCAGAACCUGCUGCUGUCAGACACCGGUCCCUCGCCCACCCUCAAGAUAGCGGACUUUGGGUUCGCGCGCUCGCUGCAGCCCGCAGGAAUGGCUGAGACGCUGUGCGGCAGCCCCCUCUACAUGGCCCCAGAGGUGUUGCAGCUGCACCGCUACGACGCCAAGGCCGACCUGUGGAGUGUGGGCACCAUCCUGUUCGAGCUGCUGGCGGGCAAGCCGCCCUUCAGCGGCGCCAACCACUUGCAGCUGGUGCAGAACAUCGAGCGGGGCGAGGCAGCGCUGCCAGAGAGCCUGGCGCGCAGCCUGUCGCCGGGGUGCAGGCAGCUGCUGCACCAGCUGCUGCGACGGAACCCCAUUGAGCGCAUCUCAUUCGACGAACUCUUCGCCCAUCCCUUCCUGCUGGGCGAGUCCGCAUCCGCGACGGCGGCAGUGGCGGGAGGCUCGAACCCUGGCGCCGCCGCCGGCGCAGCACCAGCACCAGCUCCGUCGUCCCCUGUCAACGCCAACAGCGGCGGUACAGCGGGUGGUGGCGCGCAACCGCAGCAACAGCGGCGCUACACUCCCACGUCGCAAGGUGCCGUACGGUUUGUACAGCCAGUGAGGUACGGCAGUCCGGUUCACCCGGCCUUUCACGGCCCCAACACGUCAUCAUCGUCCUCGCGAGCGCCGUCGCCGCUGCUGCCGCAAGGAAACGACUCGGCUGCAACAGCCGCAGCGGCGGCGGGUGGUACGAUGACCAGCGGGGCGUCGACGACGGUUGGCGGCGGUUGCAGUAGCGGCGGUACGACAGCAAUGACUGGGAUCCAAGUACGGGAGCUCACGCACUCGCCGUCGCCACGGUUGACGGCGGUUGCCGCGGCCGUGACGUCAGUGUUUGCGAGCGAGGGCAUUGCCGCUAGAGCUCCCUCUGCCGCUGCGCCGACGGCGGCGGCAGCAGCAGCACGGGCCAAUGUGCAGUCUGGGACCGGCAGUGGCGCCGACAGCAGUAGCGGGCCCCUUGCGGAUUCGCUUGACUCGGAUUACGUGGUCGUAUCCAGCCCCACUGCGGCGCCUCGUACGGCUGCCGUACAAUCGGGUCCGAAGGCGGCGGCGGUAACGAUGGCAGCUGCUACUGCGCCGACGCCGCGCACGCCGCAUCCAGCAAUUGCUGGCGGUGGUAGCGACAGCGCCACCGCUCCGGCAAGGCUCCCGCCGCCGCCGCUGCAGCAGCAACAGCAGCAGCAACAGCCUUUCUUGUCACCCAUCGCCGCCGCCACCCUUCCAGCGAAAAGCCACGGCAUGACUUACCUAGCCGGCGGCGCCGCCACCGUCACGAUCCGCGUGCCGGCGCCAGGCGGCGGCACCGACGCUGACGGCGGCGACCCCUCACUCGUUCCGCGAGUGGUUGGGAUUCUACUGGAUUCGGCGAGAAAUCGAAUCGGCGCCCUUUUGGACCAAGAGGCGGAGGCGCAGCAGCUAGGAGAGCCCAUGGGCGGCGGCGGAGGCGGCGGCAGUGACGUGACGGCGGAGGCGGCCGCCGCCGUCGGCAUGCUGCUGGUGGCAUGCCGCCUGCUGACGGCGGCGCUGGCCGCUACCUCCGCCGCAGCCGGCGCCGGCGAAGGCGACGUGCCCCUCCCAGGGACUGUCCCAUCGCUUGCGGGCGGAGGAGGAAUGCCCGCGGCACUGCUGCCGGAUGCUGCGGUAGUGCACCAGCUGGGAGAGUCUGAGGCGGCGGCGGAGGGGGCAGCUGCCGUACCGCCUUCUCCUCCUCCGCUGGCGGCGCUGGCGGCUCAUGCGAGGUCGGCUCUUGCGGUCCUUGACGAGCACUUGCAUGGCGGCGUAACGCGGUUGCUGCAAGGUAGCGGCUCGGACGCAGCUUCAAGCUCCUUCUCACCAGCAGCCGCAGCCGGGGCAGGCCAGUCGCGCUCCACAACCCCAGCCUCGCCGUCCCAAGCAGCAGCAGGAUCGCCCCGGCAACUGCCCCCCGUCGUCCCCUGCGGUCUGGACAGCUUGCUAGCGCUUGUCGUACAUUUGGGUCGUACCGGGGCGGGCGAGGAGAUGAUUGGCAACGCGGCGCUAGCAGCGGAGCAGUACGGCAAGGCGGCGGACGUGCUGCUGUUUUUGCUGGGGGCGCCGUCGCCGCAGGCAGCAGCGGCGGCAGCGGCAGCGGCACAGCAGCAGGAGGAGGAGGGCUCGGGUGGCGUGCAGGAGCGUUUGUUGCUGGAUACGGCCGUACGGCCGCCGCUGACGCCGCACGACCGGCAGCGGCUCACCAAGUACUACGCCGCGGUGCGCGUAAGGCAGUCCACCGCCAUGGCUGCGGCGGGGCCCUCCGCCGCCGCGCCGCCGUCACUGCCGCCGUCACUGCACCCGCUGUGGCUGCAGCACCAGCAGCAGCAGUCAUCAGACCUGCCGUUUUCCUAUCAUCUACAACGCGAACAGCACCCGCAUCACCCCCAUCAGCAAUACCCGCAUCAGCCCCAACAGCAGCACUACUACGCCGGCAUGCGAGGCCAGCAGCAUGCGGCUGCAGCAGCCGGGGGCGCCACGCGGGCGGUGGGGGCGGCGGCGGGGACACCCGGGGGCGGCGGCGGAAGGGGCGAGCUGCCGUACGGCUACGGUAUUGCUCACAACCUACACAGUGGUGCAGUGGUGUGCUGAAUCGUUGGGGCAGGUUGGAGCCAGUCUUCCAGAGGUGGCGGGGUUUUGUACUAGUAGCAUCUGCCUUGGGUGAUGUGCAUCCAAGGUAGAAUGGUACGUUGCUAAUUUUGAUCCCAGCCGGUAGUUGCCUCGUUGCUGGGUGUAAACGCCGACAGCGCACAUCCCUGUAUAAUACGUAGUCCGGUUGUUGCGUAGUGCGGUUUUCGGUGUGUUAAGAAAACUGGCCGCGAGUAGGAACAUACUGUGAUUGUCGGAAGAUGAAGUCCCCACAGAACCGCCGCAGGAGCCGAGGAACAUUGUAGCGUAUGUAGAUAUAGAAGUCCAGUACUGGUGCUGAGAAUAUGUAGGACGUAAGAAGCACUCUCGUAAAACGACCGGACCUAAGGCCCGUAGUAGUAAGUUGAUAUGUAUGUAGUAGCUGACAGUCGGUGUGUGUGUCUGGAUCCAGGCUGUCGGAGUGCUUUUCGGAGCGUGUGUCUGGAAGCCCAUGUGCGUGUGACUAAGGUGAGCGACUGAGCCUUUACGAUUAGAGUGAUGGCAUGUAUACGUGUACGAUAUACCACUUACUACCUUCGCUUCACUGCGUCCUGCCUGUUUUAAGUAGGCAUGGGCCUGAAAGGUGCUUGCUUCAAGACCCAACUACAUCCGUGCGCUUACCGGUAUGUUUACAAGACUUGGCGCAAGG